Molecule: messenger RNA, 2473 nt
Organism: Oncorhynchus kisutch (coho salmon)
Lineage: Eukaryota; Metazoa; Chordata; Actinopteri; Salmoniformes; Salmonidae
Gene: klhl35
Product: kelch-like family member 35
Exons: 7
Coding region: 210-2003 (597 amino acids)
Molecular function (GO): protein binding
Source: RefSeq, a predicted model, not a curated record
AGGUAGGCUAGGCUACGGUUAAUAUUGCACAGGAUACCUCACGUGAACUUCCAGGUUAUUGUUUAUUUUCUGUAUUCACAUCUUCCCUGUCGGCAAUCAUAUAAAAAGGCUAGUGUGUAACUUCCUUUGUAGGAUACCUGAACAGUUGCUCUUGUCGUUGAAUGAUCGACCGUUAUUGGUUUUAGGCAACAUAGCCUAGUUUCCCAUCCAUGCCAGGUGAAGUCUUGAAGCUCCCUCGUCCAUUCCUCACCAUGGGGUUUGGAAGCGCUGGCGAGCCUCAACCUCUGCCUCAGGGCGACCAACAUCCCCAGUGGAAAGAGAUGAGUUUCUGCGAGGGCCCACGCCACUCAGAACAGAUCCUCCAGGUGCUCAACGUCUACCGCCGCAGCGGCACCUUCACCGACAUGGUCCUGCAGGUGGACAGCAGUGAGUUCCCAUGCCACCGCGCCAUCCUCAGCGCCGGCAGCAUCUACUUCCGCACGAUGUUCAACGGGCAGCUCCGCGAGAGCCGCCAGCAGCUGGUGCGCAUCCAGGGCAUAGGUGCCUCCACCAUGGAGACGGUGCUCAACUUCGUGUAUGAGGGCAAGGCGGUGCUGGAUGAGGCCAACGUGGGAAGCGUGUUCGGCGCCGCCGACAUGCUGGGUGUCAGCGUGCUCAGCAAGGCGUGUGUGCAGUUCCUGGAGGAGCGUAUGGACCACUCCAACUGCCUAGGCAUCAUGGACUUCGCUAGCUCAUACCUCAUCACGCCUCUGGCAGACAAGUGCCAGACUAUGUUGUACAGGGACUUUGUGGAGGUCUACAAGCACGAAGAGUUCCUGAGCUUAGCCAAAGAGCGUGUGGUGGAGCUUCUGACCAGCGAGCAACUCCAGGUGGACAAGGAGGAGGUGUUGGUGGAGGCAGUGCUGAAAUGGGUGCACCACGUGCCCGCAGAAAGGAAAGGGGCCCUCCAGGAGCUGUUGGAGCUAGUGCGUCUGCCUCUGGUGGACCCUGUUUUCUUCGUCAAUGUGAUAGAGUCGGACGACCUGGUCCAGGACUGCAGGGAGUGCCGGCCACUGCUGCAGGAGGCCAGGAUGUACCAUGUCCUGGGGAGGGAAGUGGACUCUGUGCGGACCAGACCGAGAAAGUGUAUGGGGAGAGUGGAGGUGAUCGUGGUGAUCGGAGGCUGUGACAGAAACGGCUUCUCCAGACUGUCCUUCACUGAGAAACUCAACCCUUACACAAAAGAGUGGGUGCCCGGUGCCACCAUCCCAGGAUACUCUAAGUCCGAGUUUGCCAGUUGUGAGCUGCAGAAUGAAGUAUACGUGUCAGGAGGCCAGUUGAAUAGCUCGGAUGUGUGGAAGUACAUGCCCCAGGUGGACCACUGGGUUCGUGUCGCCUCCUUGGCCAAGGCCAGGUGGAGGCACAAGAUGACUGCUCUGCUUGGAAAGCUGUAUGCAGUGGGAGGCUUCAAUGGGCUGGAGCGCUUGUCCAAUGUGGAGUGCUACAGUGUCUACGACAACCAGUGGCGGACUGUAGCCCCUUUACUGCUGGCCGUGAGCUCAGCGGCUCUUGUGGGCUGCUCUGGCAAGCUCUACGUCAUUGGUGGGGCCGUGAACAAUGACUGCAAUACCAACAAGGUUCAGUGCUAUAACACAGAAGAGGACCAAUGGCAGUAUGUGUCAUCCUGUCCCUUCUCUCAGAGAUGCAUCAAUGCCACCGCACACAAUAACACCAUCUAUGUGGUGGGAGGACUCCUGGACCAGAUUUACAGCUACACACCAAAGACCGAUAACUGGAGCAAAGUGGUGGACUUGCCAAUGAAACUGGAGAGCUGUGGCCUGACUGUGUGUGAGGGGAAGGUCUACAUCGUCGGGGGGAGAGAUAGUUGUGCCUCGGCCACCGACCAGGUUUGGGCCUACAGUCCUGAGAGCGGCAAGCUGACAGACGAGAAGCCCAUGUCACGCAGUGUCAGCUACCACGGUUGUGUCACUGUCACCCAGUGGCCACCAAAGAAGACCCACUGAGGUGUAGGUGGAAGUUGCCACUAGACGCUGAUCAUGGGUCAGUUAUACUAAUGGUUAAAGUUAGUUUUGGGGGAGGAGAAGCUGAUCCUAGCUCUGUACCUAGGGGAAUCUUCACCACAGAACCUGGGCUGCUGCCUGAUGUUUGGCAGUUGACUGAAUCAUGUUCCCAUAGCCUGCUACUAUUGGAUGAAAGUACUUACAACUCCCUCGCCCAUCUAUAGACCACAAGAAUGAUAAGAGGCGACAAGAGACGCCUCAGACCUCACGUUUUGAGGUUGUUGCUUCAACGCCUUGUCAGUUGUGUAUUUAUGUAAUAUGUUGUUAGAUGCCAUUUCAUUGAGGAAGAGGCCCAGAACAUACACUACCGUUCAAAUGUUUGGAGUCACUUAAAAAUGCAAAUUUUUCGUCCAUUAAAAUAACAUCAAAUUGAUCAGAAAUACAUUGUAGACAUUGUUAAUGUUGUAAAUGAC